Molecule: messenger RNA, 1679 nt
Organism: Oreochromis aureus
Lineage: Eukaryota; Metazoa; Chordata; Actinopteri; Cichliformes; Cichlidae
Gene: ddx47
Product: DEAD (Asp-Glu-Ala-Asp) box polypeptide 47
Exons: 12
Coding region: 38-1483 (481 amino acids)
Molecular function (GO): RNA helicase activity; ATP binding; nucleic acid binding
Source: RefSeq, a predicted model, not a curated record
CGCAGUGCGGAACUGACGACACGUUGGGGCGAAAAGCAUGGCGGACGAGGAGAUCGUGAAGCCAAACACAGACGAAACGCUCGAAGGUUCGAGCAGCGAUGAGGGAAGCGAUCACGGUGAUGGCGGAGAAAACGACGAGACGGUGAAGAGCUUCAAGGAUCUGGGUGUUACUGAGGUUCUCUGUGAGGCUUGUGAUCAGCUGGGAUGGAAGAGCCCCACGAAGAUCCAGAUAGAAGCUAUACCGGUGGCUCUGCAAGGGAAGGAUGUUAUUGGCCUGGCGGAGACUGGUUCAGGAAAGACCGGUGCCUUUGCUCUGCCUAUCCUCCAGUCACUGCUGGCCUCCCCCCAGAGGCUUCAUACGCUUGUUCUCACCCCCACCAGAGAGUUGGCGUUUCAGAUCUCUGAGCAGUUUGAGGCCCUUGGCUCCAGCAUCGGCGUUAAGUGCGCCGUGAUAGUCGGUGGAAUUGACAUGAUGUCCCAGUCCCUGGUGUUAGCAAAAAAGCCGCACAUCGUUAUUGCCACGCCCGGUCGCUUGAUCGACCACCUUGAGAACACAAAGGGCUUCUCUCUACGAGCGCUGAAGUUCCUGGUCAUGGAUGAAGCAGACAGAAUCCUCAACAUGGACUUUGAAACUGAGGUGGAUAAAAUCUUGAAGGUGAUCCCAAGAGAAAGACGCACUUUCUUGUUCUCAGCUACCAUGACCAAAAAGGUCCAGAAACUAGAGAGAGCAGCUUUGAAAGAUCCUGUGAAGUGCGCGGUGUCUACGAAAUACUCCACAGUAGACAAACUGCAGCAGUACUACAUCUUUAUACCAUCUAAGUACAAGGACUGCUACCUGGUUUCCAUCCUGAACGAGCUGGCCGGGAACUCCUUUAUUAUUUUCUGCAGCACAUGUAACACAGCCCAGCGGGUGGCGCUGUUGUUAAGGAACCUCGGCAUCACUGCUAUCCCUCUACAUGGGCAGAUGAGUCAGAAUAAACGUCUCGGAGCUCUGAACAAGUUCAAGUCCAAGUCUCGGUCGGUGCUGCUGGCGACUGACGUGGCAUCCAGAGGACUGGAUAUUCCUCAUGUCGACUGCGUCAUCAACUAUGACAUUCCCACUCACUCUAAGGACUAUAUUCACAGAGUUGGCCGAACAGCCAGAGCAGGACGAUCCGGGAAAUCCAUCACUUUCGUCACUCAGUAUGAUGUGGAGCUUUUCCAGCGAAUUGAAACCUUGAUUGGGAAGAAACUUCCAGCCUUUCCAACCCAAGAGGAGGAAGUGAUGAUGCUGGUGGAGAGGGUGAGCGAGGCCCAGAGAUUUGCCAAAAUAGAAAUGAAGGAGCAAGGCGACAAAAGGAAAAGGCCAAAAAGAGGGGACGGAGACGAUGAUGACACGGAACAGGCGACCGGCGUGAGGAAGAAGGUUAAAGGAGGAGGAGGAGGAGGAGGAGGAGGGGGAGGGAAGAAGCGUGGUGGAGGAGCCUGGAGGGGCGGACGCUGAAGAGCCCCAACAUUAACAGACUGUACAGAACUAUGACAUACAACGCCUUUACCGUCUUUUGAAAACUUCAUUGUUAUGACACCAUGUUUUCCACUGCUUCGUUAGUAAAGUGAAUGACUAUUUAAUUACAGAAAACACAUGUUUUUCUCGCCCCUGGUGACAUGUUUCCAUUUGUAAUAAAACUCAAGAAGUUGCA